Messenger RNA from Acanthosepion pharaonis, 531 nucleotides. The record is from the annotation of a GenBank genome assembly. NCBI's taxonomy places the organism in Eukaryota, Metazoa, Mollusca, Cephalopoda, Sepiida, Sepiidae.
AUGACAUUAUCUAUCUAUCUAUCUAUCUAUCUAUCUAUCUAUCUAUCUAUCUUAGUUACGAUUAUGAGUUCGUAUCUAUCUAUCUAUCUAUCUAUCUAUCUAUCUAUCUAUCUAUCUUUACGAGUUCGUAUCUAUCUAUCUAUCUAUCUAUCUAUCUAUCUAUAUAUCUAUCUAUCUAUCUAUCGUAUUUACGAGUUCAUAUCUAUCUAUCUAUCUAUCUAUCUAUCUUAUUUACGAGUUCAUAUCUAUCUAUCUAUCUAUCUAUCUAUCUAUCUAUCUUAUUUACGAGUUCAUAUCUAUCUAUCUAUCUAUCUAUCUAUCUAUCUAUCUAUCGUAGUAACGAAUGCCCAUCUCUCUAGUUACGAGUUUCUAUCUAUCUAUCUAUCUAUCUAUCGAAUCUAUCAUCUAUCUAUUCGAGUUUCUAUCUAUCUAUCUAACCUUAUUAUUCUUCCUUUCACCACAUAUUUCCGAUAUCCCGACAUUUCCUUUUUUUUCUUUUCGGAAUCUCAGGAUUUGGGGGUUGUAGCCUAA